CGAGGAGUGCACCUGCACUCUAAUUUAUUACGGAACCAUAACAGUCAGCCAUCGACGACCAUGUUCAUAUUGGGCUUAAAAUGGCUUCGACUACAAACGAAGUUGAGCAUCACAAUUUUCGCACUGAAGUCACUAGUCAUCAAUUCUACUCUGCUGUUUUAUGUGAUCAAGGAGAAGCUAAUUAACUUUGAUAUAGAGCAACAGCAGGAUCUACUGUAUGUCAUCACGCUCGUCGUACGGUUCUUGGCUGGCACAGUAACGGACGUAGAACUCGUAAUCGGAGCUUACUUCGGAAUGAAGUCACUGCUGAUCAUCAGUGCCGUCUGGAAAGUAACAACUGCCCUCUUUGACUUCGGCCACAGCAUGAGCUUUGCUCCAGAAGUUUAUUCCAAGACUUACGAAUUCGUGGAUAAAAGCUUCAACACAGAUCUGCUGGAUGCCACGUAUUUCUACGAAACUGGCUUCUGCACACUUUACCUGUUGCUUGCCGUCGUCAUGAUAUACGGUGCGUACAGGGUGAACGUGUACUUCCGAAGCCUUUACUUCGAGGAGGGCCGAAUGACAACGGUAGAUGUUGCAGCUUCACUCCUUUCCUGUGUAUCUAAUCCUAACGACAGACACAAAAUAAUCUGAAUAAAUGGUCAGUUUCA
Molecule: messenger RNA, 650 nt
Organism: Ornithodoros turicata
Lineage: Eukaryota; Metazoa; Arthropoda; Arachnida; Ixodida; Argasidae
Exons: 9
Coding region: 61-633 (190 amino acids)
Source: RefSeq, a predicted model, not a curated record